AUUAAUAAUAAAGUUUUUAAUUUAUGUAAAGGAAUAGCACAAGGAUUAAUGUUAUCAGCAAUUUUAUGUGAUAUUUAUUAUGCACAUAUGCGAAAGAAGUAUUUUUCUGAUUUUGAAAAUUUUGGUUACCAUUUUGCUUAUGUAGAUGAUAACAUUUAUUUGACCAAGAGCUUAAAACAUGCUAAAGAAUAUAUAUAUAGAAUUAAAAAGGGUAUUCCAGAAUAUAAUUGCUGGUUUAAUGAAUCAAAAUUAAAAUAUAAUUUUAAUAAAUGUGAUUCUAGUAAAAUUGAAUAUUUAGGUUGGAUGAUUGAUCCUCAUUCUUUAGAAAUUGAGCCAAAAUACAACUCAUCUCGUUAUUCCCUGACUUUUGCCUCACUUAAUUCAUUGCAGUAAGAGCAUACCCAACAAUACCAGUCUCGUCUUCCACAACCAUGCAAAAUUCUGGACUCAACAUUAAAAAUCCUCCUACAAGCCUAGCAUGUUCUACAGUUAUUAACUUGAUUGCAAACUGUAUAAAUGGCUUCUUCAUCAUCUGGCAGAUAUGGGCGAAUCGUGUAA
This is a messenger RNA of Ceratosolen solmsi marchali, 558 nucleotides long. RefSeq names its product telomerase reverse transcriptase (gene Tert). Gene Ontology annotation, molecular function: telomeric repeat DNA binding; telomerase RNA binding; telomerase activity. The transcript has 4 exons. Bases 49 to 393 code for a protein of 114 amino acids. NCBI's taxonomy places the organism in Eukaryota, Metazoa, Arthropoda, Insecta, Hymenoptera, Agaonidae. Gene Ontology annotation, cellular component: telomerase catalytic core complex. The record is from RefSeq and is a predicted model, not a curated record. Gene Ontology annotation, biological process: telomere maintenance via telomerase.